CAUCUUCUCAUUGGUCGAGAGGCACUAAACGGUGUAAUAAACGUGCAGUUCACGAAUGCUGCUACAGAAUGGAAACGAAAGAUUGUCUUUUGUGAGUUACGUCUACAUCGCCGAAUUGAAUUGAUUGGAGGAACCUGUAUUUAUUAUUGAUUAAGGAUGACGAGUAGAAUACGGUUUGUUCGAUCCAUGGUGAAGGCGGCAGCUGUGGCCAACGUCCCGAAACAUGUGGAUCAUUUCUCCAAAUUUUCCCCAUCUCCGCUUUCCAUGAAGCAAUUCUUGGAUUUCGGGUCAACCAAUGCGUGCGAGCGCACAUCAUUCAUCUUCCUUCGCCAAGAGCUUCCCGUGCGUUUGUCGAACAUCAUGAAGGAAAUCAACUUGUUGCCGGACCAACUGCUGGCCACACCCUCUGUGCAACUGGUCCAGAGUUGGUAUAUUCAAAGCCUCAUGGAGAUUUUGGAUUUUCUGGACAAGAGCCCGGAUGACCAGAAAACUCUCGAGACGUUUGUAGAAGUAUUGGAAGCAAUCAGGAACAGGCACAAUGAGGUGGUCCCCACCAUGGCUCAGGGAGUCAUUGAGUACAAGGAGGCCUACGGUCGGCAGGAUGCUGUCACUGAUCACAACAUGCAGUACUUCCUGGACCGCUUCUACACCAGCCGAAUUUCUAUCCGCAUGCUCAUCAACCAGCACACGCUUGUCUUCAGUGGAAGCACAAACCCCACUCACCCUGACACCAUUGGUUGCAUCGACUCUAUGUGCGACGUGCCUGAGGUUGUCCGAGAUGCUUAUGAGAGCGCGAAGUUGAUGUGUGAACAAUAUUACCUGGGAGCACCUGAGCUGGAGUUGAGACAGAUGAAUGCCAACUGUAUCAGGCAGCCCAUCCAGAUCUCUUACAUCCCGUCUCACCUGUACCACAUGCUCUUUGAGCUCUUUAAGAAUGCCAUGAGGGCAACCAUUGAGAACCACGAGGCCAGCAGGAUCCUCCCGCCCAUCGAGGUCCUGGUUUCAGUUGGUGGAGAGGACUUGUCAAUCAAGAUGAGUGAUCGAGGUGGUGGAGUUCCUUUUAGGAAAACCGAGCGUCUAUUCAGCUACAUGUACUCCACGGCUCCCAGACCAGAGAUAGGGGAGAAACAUAGAGCCCCUCUGGCUGGUUUUGGCUAUGGGCUUCCCAUUUCUCGUCUCUACGCUCGCUACUUUCAAGGAGACCUCCAGCUUUAUUCCAUGGAGGGUUAUGGCACUGAUGCAGUUAUACACUUGAAGGCAUUGUCGACAGACUCGGUUGAGAGGUUGCCCGUUUUUAACAAAACUGCCCUGCGUCACUACAAGCUGAAUUUGGAAGCAGACGAUUGGUGUGUUCCCGCUAAGGAGCCACUGGAUCUCACAGCUUUUCGAACGGCCAAGUGAUUCAGCCGAGAAAAGACACAAAAUGUACUAUUUUAUACUAUGCUUGACCACAAAAGCACCCUUGAAAGGACAGGACAUUGAUGCACCAGGGGCUGAGGGAAUCAAAAGAGAAGAUGGCCAAUUUUUUUUUUCUUUCAUUCUGAUGACCUGGCACGUCGGUUGCUCAGGAUGCACAAUUUGUCUUUUCGUAUGUGUUGUCUUUUCGCAUGUCCUAGAAGUAGAACAUCCAGUGGGUCAGUCGUAAAAAGUGAGAGAAGCGCUCGGAACUUUAAAAAAACACAUUGAGAAAUUAAAUCCGGAACGAUUCGUUUGAAAUGAUCGAACAGCUUCAGCUGGACACUGAGCCUUUAUUUGCUGAUAUUGUUACAGCGGUGUGAAUAGUUGAAAAUCCUCAAUUCUGUUGUACAGUAUGUUGGGAUUUGAGUCAGUGUAGUAGUCGUGUGAUAUAAAUGAGGUUUUGUGCUUGGUUUCAUUCCCUCAUUUCAAUUCAAAGUGCCUUUGCUAUGUUGUAUAUUUGAACAUUUGGAAGAGAUUGCAGAUAUUUUUGUAAAAACAAAUAAAAACAU
This is a messenger RNA of Hippocampus comes (tiger tail seahorse), 1967 nucleotides long. Its product is annotated as pyruvate dehydrogenase (acetyl-transferring) kinase isozyme 2, mitochondrial-like. The record is from RefSeq and is a predicted model, not a curated record. Bases 157 to 1401 code for a protein of 414 amino acids. Gene Ontology annotation, molecular function: pyruvate dehydrogenase (acetyl-transferring) kinase activity. Gene Ontology annotation, cellular component: mitochondrion. NCBI's taxonomy places the organism in Eukaryota, Metazoa, Chordata, Actinopteri, Syngnathiformes, Syngnathidae. The transcript has 11 exons. Gene Ontology annotation, biological process: regulation of glucose metabolic process; protein phosphorylation.